UUUCGUUGAUCGUCGCCCACUCCGCGUAACAAUUGUUCGUUAGAGUGUGCUCGGCUUGUUUACUUGAAAAUCUAGUAAACAACAUAAUCAAAUAUCAUGCAAACAUCCUGGAGGCUGGACGGCCAGAAACGGAAGCACGUAUGGCAGGUGACGCUUCUGAGCCGCGGACUCGGAGCGUCCGAGAAAUGCUUCGGUUUCAAGAUUCCGGACGGCUCCAUCUACAGACUCUGUCUGACCGAUCAGACCCUGAGUCUGAUCAGGAUGGACGACGAGACGCUCGAGAUGACGCUCACCCUGAACAGCAUCCGGAGCUGCGGAUCCCUGAAAAAUUUCUUCUACCUCGAGUUUAAAUUCGUUUUUCAGGCUGGAAGGUCGAGCCUAAUCGGAGCUGGCGAACUCUGGAUGGACUGCGAGGAUGGUAACAUCGCGCAGAACGUCCACCAAACGGUCAUCCAGAAAUGUUCGAAGCUUAAGAAGUUGUCUGACGCAAUGUCUCUGUUCAACUCGAUGUCAGCGAACAGCAGCAGCAGUCGCGAAGAGCUCGCGCCGAAGAGCAGGAACAGAUCGAGUUCGGCAACCGAAUCCUCGAAGCCUAACGCGAUGCCGCGAAGGCAGACCACCUCGGGAGCCCCGAAACCGAACAUCUAUCAGCAAGCUGGGAAUAGUAAUAAUGUGGCUUGGCCGGGAACAGUGAGCCAUCAACGCACACGUUCACUGCCUCUAGCUCAUCCCGCACCUCUCAAUACUGAAACUACCACCACAACCAUCACCAACACCACAACCUUUAAUCCUGUGCGAACUGCCGCCAAACGCUCGACAAAUCAAUCCUCCAAAUGUAUGUAUCAUUUCAUUCACUCUCUCUCAUUCAUUCUUAUGGUUAUUUAUAUCUCUCUCUCUGAAUUAACACUCUAUACCAGUGGUUCUUAACCUUUUAGUAGCAGC
Nicrophorus vespilloides is the source of this 942-nucleotide messenger RNA. Its product is annotated as insulin receptor substrate 1-like. Lineage: Eukaryota; Metazoa; Arthropoda; Insecta; Coleoptera; Silphidae. Gene Ontology annotation, molecular function: phosphatidylinositol 3-kinase binding; insulin receptor binding. The transcript is spliced from 5 exons. The record is from RefSeq and is a predicted model, not a curated record. Gene Ontology annotation, biological process: insulin receptor signaling pathway. Gene Ontology annotation, cellular component: cytosol; plasma membrane. The coding region runs from base 97 to 927 and encodes 276 amino acids.